AUGGUUUUGUCAGUUACUGAGAAGGCGUUUUUAGCGGACUCUUUGAAAGCCGACCCCGUUAUUAGGCCCGAUGGUAGGGAAGCGUACCAGAACAGACCCAUUGAAUUGUUUGUGAAUUUCCUUCCCAGUUCUAACGGUUCUUCCAGAAUAAUUGCUAGUGACGGUAGUGAAUGUAUUGUUAGUGUGAAGUCGAAGGUAGUAGACCACACCUUGGAAGAUGAGUUGAUUGAAGUGGAUGUUGACAUAGUGGGAUACAGAGACGACUCCCUGUUGGUGGAGUCUACAUCCUCGUUUCUGAAGAAGGCUUUGAGGUUGGGAGAAACAGUUGAGAGAAAGUCUUUGCAACUAACCACAAAAUAUAGUUUUAAGUUAUACAUUGAUAUCCUGGUGAUAUCGUGCAACUCUAACCCAACAUCACUAAUAUCUUUUGGGAUGUAUACAGCAUUAAAAUCCACAUACCUACCGAAACUAAUAUCCAGUUACGAUGAUUUACAAGUCGAGGAGCUUCCUACAUUUCACGACUAUGAUUUAGUAAAACUUGAGAUCGAUCCACCAGUUGUUUUCCUAUUGGCAAUUGUCGGCGAUAAUAUUAUACUUGAUCCUGCCGCAAAUGAAUGUGAAGUUGCAAAUAACGGCUUAUUAUUGACUUGGUCAAAUGGUAAAAUAGUAUCACCAGUUCGUACCAUCGCUUUAAAUGACACCCAUUUAGAGGGAUUUGAUCAAAAUAUCAUUAAACUGGCAUAUGAAAUGGUCACGCAAUAUGCUCCGGAAAUUGUACGAGCAUUGGAUCAGUAG
Messenger RNA from Nakaseomyces glabratus, 795 nucleotides. RefSeq names its product exosome non-catalytic core subunit RRP42 (gene RRP42). Gene Ontology annotation, biological process: U1 snRNA 3'-end processing; U5 snRNA 3'-end processing; U4 snRNA 3'-end processing. The record is from RefSeq and is a predicted model, not a curated record. Gene Ontology annotation, molecular function: mRNA 3'-UTR AU-rich region binding. Gene Ontology annotation, cellular component: cytoplasmic exosome (RNase complex); nuclear exosome (RNase complex). NCBI's taxonomy places the organism in Eukaryota, Fungi, Ascomycota, Saccharomycetes, Saccharomycetales, Saccharomycetaceae.